Molecule: messenger RNA, 1748 nt
Organism: Cuscuta epithymum
Lineage: Eukaryota; Viridiplantae; Streptophyta; Magnoliopsida; Solanales; Convolvulaceae
Source: the annotation of a GenBank genome assembly
CGACAAAAGAGUGCCAGAAUUUAGGGAAGAGCAGGGAGAUAGAAAUGAAGUAAGAGCAGGGGAUGAAAAUGAAUAUAUGGCGAAGAGGAAAGGAGCCAUUUAGUGAACAAUGUCAGGGAAGCAAUUUCAGCGUCAUCCUCAAACAAACGGGUUAAAGAGAUGAGGAUUGAUCGUCUUAGCGCAUUGCCAGAUUCCUUGCUUAUUCAUAUUCUCUCCCAACUUAGUAUGGAUGAAGCCGCUAGUCUCUCGGUGUUGUCCAGAAGGUGGCAAUUUCUGUGGACCGAAUUGCCUAGCCUAGACUUUUGGGGACAUCCGAAAGGAGUAGAUUUUGUGCCUUGGGUUCACAGGGCCCUUCUUCUUCGUCUUCUUCGUGGUGCAACUUGUUUGGAAAGUUUUAGGGUUCUAUUUAGGUACAAUAACUACUUUGCUUCGGAUGUAAAUGCUUGGGUUCAAUUUGCUAUCAAAAGUAAGGUGAAAGAGCUUACUUUAUUGCUAAAAUCCGAUGAACACUUCUAUAUGCUUCCUCAAACGUUGUUUUCUAAUUCGUCUUUGACAUCAUUGUGGUUGGAAAGAUGCACUGUGGCUCCUCAUAGAACAAUUGAGUGGCAAUCUUUGUCUCAUCUGCAGAUUGAAGAUGUAGAGUUGCGAGAUGAUGUAGUUCAAAAGAUAUUAUCUGGUUGUCCAGUUCUGGAUAGUUUACGUCUGACAGAAUGUUGGGGAUUCAAUUUUCUGGAGGUCAACUCUCGAAGUCUUGCCUCACUUGGUGUAUCAGUGCACGAAGAUAAGAUGAGUAAACAGUUGGUAGAAAUCUCAGCACCCUAUAUCAGGACAUUGAAUAUCGGAUUUCAUCUUUCAAGAACAAAGAUGCAGCUGAGCAACAUACCAUCUGUUGUUGAUGCUAAUAUUGAUUUCAGCGUGUCUCGUAGCUCUGUGGAUGUGAUGAAUAACAGCAUGGAACUUCUUGAAAAGCUUCAGCAUGUCAAAGUGCUCUUACUUGGAUGUGGUUUCAUUGAGGUUAUAUCAAACAUGGUGGUGCAUGGUUGGCGGCUUCCACAAUCUCGGCAAGACAAUUUGGUAAUAGAUACAUGGAGAGAUAGCAAUAGCAUUCCUGCCAUUGUAGGCCUGCUCGAAUCUUCUACGAAACUGAACACAUUGGUCAUACAGUGCUGUGACUCUUGUGAGGAAUCUGUCACGGCCCAAGGACCAGUGGCGAGGGAUGAUUUAGUUUGUGAUUUGUUGCAUUUGAAGGUUGUUCAUUUCGUAGGCUAUGCAAAUCCUUAUCUUGCCGGCGAGCCAAUGCUAACGGUGGCUCGAAUCUUGCUUAAGAGAGCUACGGCUUUGGAGAAGAUGGUGAUCGAUUAUGACAAAGAUUUGACUAAUUUCCCUUCAGAUGUUCCCCAGAUAGUUCAAACGGUGCUUAGUUAUCCAAGAUCUUCUGAAAAAGCCAUAGUUGUUCUCCACGAAUGAUCUCAGGAAAAAAGACCAUACUCAUUCUCCAAUGAAGUUCAUUUGUUUACUGCUGCAUUUUGGUUUAAAGUUCAAGAUUUUAAAACUACUUCAUAGUUUUAUACUGACCUGAACUCUUAUUUAUUUUGAUUGUCUUAAAAAACUUAGUUGGUUAUAAAAGACUGCCAUAAUUGUGCUAGUUUUAACCUUGUCGUUUAAUUCGUUAACAAAUACUACGUAGCUUUCUAAGUAUGCUGUUACUGUAUUUCUUUCUUUAAGACUGAAUAACGUAAUAUUAAUUA